UGUAUUAUCAGCAUUAAAGGGAGAGACGAGUCACUUCGAGAGUAGAGACUGCGUUCCUAACAAAUAGCCCAGCACGCCUUUUUAGGAGACCAAUACCGAGUGAGUUGAAUGCUUGUGCACGUUUUUACUGCGUCCAACUGUACCCAGCUGAACUCGCUCUCCCAUUCGCUUGCUAGAUCAUUCAUCAGUGAUCGCACUUCAAAGGGGUGAAGCAAUUUCUGUGCAAGUUUUGGUCGUUGAAUACAAGGGAUUAAAAUGGCUUUGGGAUCAGAAGCUGCAGAGGAACGAUACGAGGUGUGCCCUACAGAGGAUCUGGUACGGGCAUUGAUUGAGAAUUUGGUUGAUCCUAGCUUGCCUUCUAGGGUCUCUAAGAAUGACCCUCCUGACCUUUCUGUUCAGCAAGCUGUUGCUAAACAGAUGCACGCGGUUGUGUUGCUGUACAACUAUUACCACCGAAAACAACAGCCCAAAACAGAAUUUCUGGAUUUUUUGGCAUUUUGUAAGUUGUCUGUGGUUUUGAGACAUACUAUGAUAGCAUUCAUGAAUCAAGGUGAAUCUUCCGAUUUGAAAUAUGAGCUUUCAGUCACUGAGAAAGCAAUCAGGGAUGCGUGCAAUAUAUCUAUGGCACUAGAUGCGUCGAAAGAUGUUCCAAAUAUGGAAGGAUGGCCAAUUUCAAAGGUUGCUGUAUUGUUAAUUGAUUCAAAGAAAGAAAAUUGUUUGCUCCAAUUUGGUAGUGUCACUCAGGGGGUAUGGUCACUUAUUGAAAAAGAGAUUGGUGAAUCUAACAUCAAUUCCGAAAUUUCAGCAAAGGGAAAGGUCGGUAACAAGAGGAAAAGAAACAGUAGAACAACAGAUGAAAAAAAUGAUGAUGACAAUGGAUUUCUGCAGCUUGCAUUUGAUGCAGUCAAGGAAGUGACAGGUAUUAACAGUUCUGACCUUGUGGUUUUGGAAACACAUAUUUUGUAUUCACUAAGUAAAGAAAAGACAGCAGCUCGCUUUUAUAUGAUGCAAUGCACCCAAUCAAUCAGUGAAGAUAAAAGAAUUCCUGUUGAAGAUGUUGUGAGGAGUUUGCAGGGUCCUUUCGUGGAAAAGAUUUGUCGUAGUUGGACAAUUACUCCUGCUGUUGAGUAUUAUCACAUGCAUCCCUAUGCAGGGGUCAUGUCACAAUGGUUUUUGAGGAAAUGUUCAUCUAUGUCAAGUUUAGAUGGUGGCAACUCCCAAAGCACCGAAGAAGUUACUGAAAGCAGAAUACUGAAUUUACCUGAAUUAAAAAAUAUGAACAAGGAUUUGGAUCGAGUGGACAGCAUACAAUGUCAGACUAAAGACAAUUCCUUUGGAAAUCUAGCUAACGAGAACAGUGACAGAAAUAAUUACAAGCAUUCAUCUAGUGGCAAAGAGGCAAGUCCUACUAACAUCUCUCAAGGGCCAGGAAAAGAUGAUAAUGGCACAGACGAAUGUAAGGAAAUUAACAAGAACCAUGAUUCUUCCAAGGAGGCAGACAACAUUGAUGAUGUUUUAAAUCAGAAUGUUGGAAAAGAAUGGCCAAAGGGUUCACCACCUUGCCCUCCCGGCGAGCCGCAGAGAAUAGACAUGGAUGCCUUCCCAAGGAUUCAUCUCAGCAAUGAAGAUGUAAGGAAGAAUCCGAUUUCAAAAAUCAAAGUUUAUCACAAAAAAAAGAACUCUUCGUCUUUGCUGAUUGAUGCAUGUGCUCCAGUAGAUAGUGUUGAAAUGGAGGUGGAGAUGGUGGACUCUUUGAAGUCAAAUGGUACUCAAGACAAAGAUGACAAGGUUUCUGGAGAGACUUGCUGUGUCAGUAUUUCAUCCAAUCAAAAUGGGACUCCUUUGGCCAAUGCUGAGCUGGUUCACUUGGAGUCUAACCAGAAGUGUAUUGAAGAAGUACAAAGUACACCAGCUUCAGAGGCACUGCAGAAUUGUUUGACACUUCUUUAUAAAAGAAGACAAGAAGUGUAUUCCCAGAUCUGCAGGAAGGAAGAUGAGCUUGCACUAUAUGAAGGAAAUAUUGGAAGAAUAAGGGAUGGUAGUGAAGUUGGUUUAGCUCUUCAAUGUAUCAAAUCUAUCACAAAUGAUCCUAACCAGGCUUUUCAACCUGGAGAAGAUCAUCCUGAAUUUCAACUGAAGUGGCAAACAAGAUUGUCUGGUAACUCUGGGAGUUCUUCAUUUCAGGACUUGGAAUCCAUAUGCAUAAAGAACAACUGGAGACUGCCGAGAUAUUUUUUGGAACCAUUAGACGGUAAAUUUACAGCGGAGGUUGUAUUGAAAGGGAAGGAUUUCAAGUUCUCUUCUACCGGUGACUUGAAGACCAAUCCGCUUGAAGCAAGGGAAUCUGCUGCUGCCCGGUUGGUUGGUAAACUACAGAAUCUUGGCAUGUGAUUGAACAGAUAUGUUUGGACAUCAUGCUUUCAUAACCUCAAGUUCACCUUUUUAUUAGUAGCACUAUCAGAAAUAUCAGUUAUGUCGAUAUUAUAGAACAAUUUGGGAGUGAAAUGGCAUUGUGCACCCAUCUGAUGACAAGUCCCGUUUUGUACAUUCAGCAGAUGGAGGACUUUUGUCUCUGGCCUAGUGACUGAGGGCCUGCUAUAUUCUCUUGAUAGGCAAACUAUGCCGGAUAUUAUUAGUAAUGCAUAUAUUUGAACUUUGAGAUUAUGUGUUCUGA
Molecule: messenger RNA, 2674 nt
Organism: Olea europaea var. sylvestris
Lineage: Eukaryota; Viridiplantae; Streptophyta; Magnoliopsida; Lamiales; Oleaceae
Exons: 11
Coding region: 256-2391 (711 amino acids)
Source: RefSeq, a predicted model, not a curated record